Molecule: messenger RNA, 1443 nt
Organism: Cylindrotheca closterium
Lineage: Eukaryota; Bacillariophyta; Bacillariophyceae; Bacillariales; Bacillariaceae
Source: the annotation of a GenBank genome assembly
AUGAUAAGGCUCUGGGAUCCCUCUACCCUGCGCAUCAAUACGGUUUGUGUAAUGCUAAUGUUGGCUGCAUCCUCGCUGAUUGGGGUAGAAAGCAGUUCAUGGAAUCAUCCAGAUUUGACAGAUGUACAUACAUCCUCUUGUCGUUACCAACAUCGUGAGAUAAUGGACUUGUCUAUACUUUACCGAGGUGGAUCAGAUCAGCCAAUGGACGAAUCACAGAUCCCCCGAAGAAAAAAGUUCUUUCGAAAAAAGAGAGGCAAAUUGAAUAUCAGGCUUGGGAGACCCGAAAGGAAUGAUCAAACUUAUUCUUAUGAUGAAACCAAAUCAUUCUCACUUCCAAUGUCAGGGGCUCAAAGCAAAGCACCCGCCACAAAUGCAACAUCCCAGUUUGGCGUCAAGGAGGAUGAUUCAAAUAAAGAUAGCCACACCGAGGUGGAACUCUCCAUGGAUGUCUUUGCGCUGCUACGACUUGCCCAGCAUCUUGGAGGAGCAAGUCAAGUUGCCUUUGCUGCAGUGUUCGCCACGCUAAAAAUGUUGGGACCAAUGGUGAUGGCACAAAAGUGUUUCGAAUGGCUGGGCGGCUGCAAAGGCUACGACCACCUCACUGAUCUAAAAGCAGUCGAGAAGCCCACUACGCGAAUGGAAAAGUAUGGCAUUUUGGAAGGCAUUCGGGCGAUCGGGAGAGUAGCUGUUCGGUUUUCUGGAAUGUAUCUAUUUGGAAUACUUUGCACGUUGGUUUUAUCUGCAUCAUCAUGUGCGAUGCCUGAACAGCUUUGCAAGUACUGGUAUGCCUUGGUAUGGACGCUAGGAGUGAAAUCUAUUGCGCAUGCCAAUGAACUGCUGUUCCUGAGGUACUUUGGUGGGCUCUUUGAAUUGCGGCCCGAACGCAACUACUUUCCGUUGCUACCGCCAGCUCGUCUUUUCAAGAUUCCGUCGCCCACGAUCCGAUGGGUGUACCUCUUUUUUGGCGUGGUAGACAAUGUACUCAAGGUGUAUUCGGAUGAGGACUCCACGUCGAGCCAAGUGAUUGGUCCAUUGUUUCCGUCGACUUGGCCAUAUUUGCAACUGUUUAACAUUUUCGCUAUGUUCCGCGUGAUGAAACAAAGUCUCCCUGAAAGUCCAAAGGCAGUACUGAUCGGAUUCUGCUUACAGAGUGCCGUAUAUGAGGAAUGGUUCCGGGUCUUUCUUGAGGAACGUCGCGUAGCAUUGGGCGCUAUCAUGAGUAUGACAUCCCUCCUGGUAACAACUUUUUUCAUAUAUUCGACUGCAGCCAUCGACAAACUAGCCACAGGCUUGUUGCUACCGUUUGGACUUGCCAGUGUGGUUGCCACAUGGAUGAGUUUUGUGUUGUGUGGUAGAGAGUUUUCACCCGUGGAACGCUCGCAGCGACCGCGAGCAUUCGGAUCAAGUAAUUUAAAAGCGACACCCAUGAUUGGAAUUUGA